Aegilops tauschii subsp. strangulata is the source of this 663-nucleotide messenger RNA. The record is from RefSeq and is a predicted model, not a curated record. Lineage: Eukaryota; Viridiplantae; Streptophyta; Magnoliopsida; Poales; Poaceae.
AUGCACCGGCCGCGCUCGCGCCACUGUGCUCACCUCGCCGCGAACCUCGCGCCGCCGUUGCUACGCCCGGCCACCGCGCCCUCGCUCAGGCCUGCUCCGCAACGCCCAACACGCCGCCCCCCUGUCGCGCCCGCCGUCGACCCUGGCCCCUGCACCGCGCUCCUCCCCUCUCUCGCUGCGGCUAUCCCCGUCGGCGCUGCUGCGGCUGGCCGCCGCGCUCGACGGCGCCCCACGCUGUGCGGCCUCGCUCCGCUGCUCUGCUCCUCUGCCGCCCGCGCCAUUGCCCCGCCUUGCCUCGCGCCACAGCUGCUUGUCGCCCGCUCGCCCGUGGCCUGCUUCCCCGCCGCCGUGCUGGCCAUCCUUCGCCCGCCCCGCUCUCCGGCGUCUGGCCGCGUCGGCUGCGCCCACCGCGGCCUCGCGCGGCCCCGCUCUCGCGUCGUUGCGCCCUGCUGGUCCCGCCCCGCUCUCCCUCGAAGACUCCCUGCGCCUGCCUCGCCCAGCGGACGUGGCCGGCCGAUGCACCGCGCCGCCGAGCGCGCCCCCAACCCCGGCACCCCGCCGGCCGUCACCCCGCGCCUGUUCGCCGGUGCCCCGGCCCUCCUCGCCCCGGCGAUCUGGGCGAACGCCCAGUCGGGCGCCGCAACGCCCGACCCGCCCCGUUAG